Telopea speciosissima is the source of this 684-nucleotide messenger RNA. RefSeq lists its product as uncharacterized. NCBI's taxonomy places the organism in Eukaryota, Viridiplantae, Streptophyta, Magnoliopsida, Proteales, Proteaceae. The record is from RefSeq and is a predicted model, not a curated record. Bases 50 to 580 code for a protein of 176 amino acids. The transcript has a single exon.
AAGAAUUUCUCUUUACUGGUUUUGUAAAUCCAACGAGAGAAUCGAAGCGAUGAAGGUUCAUCCAGCUCCAAAGAAACGGAACAUCACGUUCAGGUAUGACAUCAAUUCAAGCCUCUUGGAGGCUAAUAGACUCAUGGGAAGGCAGAAGAAGCUUCGUCGACUUCCUCAUAUAUUCAGUAGAGUCUUAGAGUUGCCCUUUCAUUCGGAUGCUGAUGUCUUGAUCGAAGAGAAUUCUGAUUGUUUCCGCUUCAUCGUUAUAACUGAUGAUGUUAGCAAUGAUGUGAGAGCCCACACGAUUGAAAUUCAUCCUGGAGUUACAAAGAUUGUGAUCAGAGGGAGCAACCUUCUUGAAUUGUCUCUGGAUGAGCUUGAGCUUGAUCUAUGGAGGUUCAGGCUUCCACCAUCGACAAGGCCAGAACUUGCUAAUGCUGUUUAUGUUGAUGGGGAACUAAUUGUGACUGUCCCGAAGGGUGCCAACACCGAUGACUCUGGCGAUGCGAAUGAUGAAGAAGAAGAAAUUUGGGGUGAGGGAAAUGGGAAUCUCAGGGGUGGAUUUGGUCGUCUAGUCCUUGUACAGUAACACCUCUAUUCCAUUCCUGUGUCUUCAAAGUUUCGUUUAAGCUUUGUUAAUGGAACUAGUUUUAUAUAUAUGCUUGUUGGCUGAAUUAAGAAAUUACCUUUGAU